Messenger RNA from Rotaria sp. Silwood2, 897 nucleotides. The record is from the annotation of a GenBank genome assembly. Lineage: Eukaryota; Metazoa; Rotifera; Eurotatoria; Philodinida; Philodinidae.
AUGAAUGGUCUAAUAGCAUUAAUAACUGGUGGUGCAGCUGGUUUAGGGCUUGCUUGUGCUAAACGCUUUGCUCGACAUGGUGCUCGUGUAAUCAUUUGUGAUUUAGCAUCAUCUAAAGCCAAUAACAUAGUUGAAAAAUGGUCAUCAAUAGUUUCGUCUUCAUUCAAUUCAGAAUUAAAUGAAUCCGAAGAUCAUUUAACUUCACACUUAAAUGACAAAAAUAAUAUGAAAAUUCCAUUAUCAAAUCAUUUAUCAACAGAUCAAAAUAUUCAAUUCGAAGCACCGACUUUUUUUCCUGCUGAUGUAACUAAUGAAGAACAAGUACAAGCUAUGUUUAAUAAAAUCAAACAACAAUAUGAAAGACUUGAUAUUGUACUUAAUUGUGCUGGUAUUGGGAUAGCUCUUCGAACAUAUAAUAUAAAUAAACGUUCCAUGCAUAAUUUCGAUGAAUUUAAACGUAUACUUGAUGUAAAUGUAUCUGGUACAUUUAAUGUCAUACGUUGGGCAUGCCAUGUUAUGUCUGAUAAUCAACCAAAUUCUCAAGGACAACGUGGUGUUAUUAUAAAUACAGCAUCGAUUGCGGCUUAUGAAGGUCAAAUAGGACAAGUUGCAUAUGCAGCAUCGAAAGGUGCUAUUGUUUCAAUGACAUUACCAUUAGCACGAGAUCUAUCAAAUAUGGGUGUAAGAGUUUGUGCUAUUGCUCCUGGUGUUUUUUAUACACCAAUGCUUGCUGCUUUACCUGAAAAAGUUCGAGCAAUACUUGGUAAUAUGGUACCAUUUCCAAGAAGACUUGGACAAUCAGAUGAUUUUGCUCGUUUAGCACAAAUAAUUGUUGAAAAUCCAUAUCUUAAUGGUGAAGUUAUUCGAUUAGAUGGCGCUCUUCGUAUGCCACCUUAA